UUCUUUUGCGAAUAUUAGAACCUAAAUAACAAUCCAAUUUGCACAUUUUUACCAUGGCAAGACUCUCCUCCACCAUCGAAACCCCUUACCAACGCCAUAGACACAACGAUCGCCGCCGCACUCCCGACUCCGAUGUCUCCAACGAUCGCCCUCGCUACCGUCGUAGCCCUAGCUACGACUCCUACGACGAUCGUCACACAGACCGCCACCGUCGCCGUUCAAUAUCCCCUGAAAACCGAAACCCUAGACACCACGAUAACGGAAAUUCAAACGGAAACCAUCUUCCAAAGAAAUUCGGACACCGUAAUAACGGUUCCUAUCUCGACCGCAACGAUUCUCGGCGUAACGAGUCUGAAUCUGAUGAAGAAUUGAAGGGAUUGAGUUAUGAAGAGUAUCGCAGAUUGAAGAGGCAGAAGAUGAGGAAAUCGUUGAAGCACUGUAUUUGGAAUGUUACGCCGAGUCCUCCGAGACGCGAGAACGAUGAUCUUGAAGAUUAUGGUAAACCUGAAGAAAUUUCUGAGAUAAUUGAUGUGAAGAAGGAUAAGGAGAUUAAACAGAAAGCAAAAUCUGAGUCUGAAUCGGAGGAAUCUAAAGAAUCUGAUUCGGAAUUGAGGAAGAAGAGGAGAAAAAGUUAUAAGAAGUCGCGUGAAAGCGAUAGUGAAUCUGAGUCUGAAUCAGAAGUGGAAGAUAGGAAGAGGAGAAAGAGUAGGAAGUAUAGUGAAAGUGAUAGCGAUACCAAUUCCGAAGAAGAAGAUCGUAAGAGGAGGAGGAGAAGGAAGAGUAGUAGAAGGAGAAGGAAGAGUAGCAGGAAGAAGAGAAGGUGUAGUGAUUCAGAUGAGAGUGAAACUGAUGAUGAAUCUGGCUACGAUGAUAGUGGAAGAAAGAGGAAGCGAUCGAAACGGAGUAGAAAAAGUAAGAAGAAAAGUUCUGAACCGGUUAGUGAGGGUUCGGAGGAAAUUGAGUUGGGUUCUGAUUCGGCUGUUGCGAAGAUUAAUGAAGAAAUUGAUGAUGUUGAUGAGGAGAAGAUGGCUGAGAUGAAUGCUGAGGCUUUGAAGUUGAAGGAAUUGUUUGAGUCACAGAAGAAACCGGCUUUGGAUGAUGAUGAACCACCGGUUGGACCAAUGCCGCUUCCAAGAGCUGAGGGGCAUAUAAGUUAUGGUGGUGCGCUUAGGCCGGGUGAAGGAGAUGCUAUUGCGCAAUAUGUUCAACAAGGGAAACGUAUUCCCCGGAGAGGAGAAGUGGGUCUUUCUGCGGAGGAGAUUUCGAAGUUUGAGGAACUUGGUUAUGUGAUGAGCGGUAGUAGGCAUCAGAGGAUGAAUGCAAUUCGUAUUAGGAAAGAAAACCAGGUUUAUAGUGCUGAAGAUAAGCGUGCUUUGGCUAUGUUUAAUUAUGAAGAGAAGGCUAAAAGGGAGCAUAAGGUUAUGGCUGAUUUGAAUCGGCUUGUGCAGCGUCAUAUUGGUCAGGAUGUUGGUCCAAUUCAUGAUCCUUUUGGUGCAAAAGAUGGUUCUGAUUGAUAUUCAUGUGAUGAAGGAAAGUGAGAUAGGAGUUGUGAAGUGAUCAUGGAAGAAAACGUCAUCAGUUGGAGAUAAAUCAAUUGCAAAGGAUGAUUGAGCAUUGGAUUUGUCAUGGACUCUUGUGGAGCAAGAGUGGAGAGAAGUUGUUUAGGAGAACUCUUGAGAAGAUGAAGAGGAGGAGGAUGGUGAAGAAGGAUGCUUUGGUGAUGCAGCUUAUAACUGAAUCGACUGAUUAAUUUUUCCGCCUUCAAUUUGUUUUUCUACAUUGUUUUCUCUGCUCUUUUGGUGUUGUGUUCCAUAACAAUUGAGGUUUGUUUUGAAAGACAGACAAGAUUCUGAAAUUCUAGCUCUAUAAUAACUUACUUUCUGGUGAAGAGAAAUGGAAAGCUUUUUUGUUA
Messenger RNA from Medicago truncatula (barrel medic), 1912 nucleotides. Its product is annotated as NKAP-like protein. Gene Ontology annotation, molecular function: chromatin binding. The record is from RefSeq and is a predicted model, not a curated record. Bases 54 to 1514 code for a protein of 486 amino acids. Gene Ontology annotation, biological process: regulation of gene expression. Gene Ontology annotation, cellular component: nucleus. The transcript has 2 exons. NCBI's taxonomy places the organism in Eukaryota, Viridiplantae, Streptophyta, Magnoliopsida, Fabales, Fabaceae.